This is a messenger RNA of Pelobates fuscus (common spadefoot toad), 1917 nucleotides long. RefSeq names its product transmembrane protein 33 (gene TMEM33). The transcript has 8 exons. Gene Ontology annotation, biological process: endoplasmic reticulum tubular network organization; membrane organization. The record is from RefSeq and is a predicted model, not a curated record. Bases 102 to 845 code for a protein of 247 amino acids. Gene Ontology annotation, cellular component: membrane; endoplasmic reticulum. Lineage: Eukaryota; Metazoa; Chordata; Amphibia; Anura; Pelobatidae.
CAGGGGUUCGACGUCAGAGCCGUCAGUCUCUGCAGCAGCAGCUCCGCCGCCGGAAGGAGUGACAGGCCGGUGUCAGGGAUCGGGCUGAGACUGUUGCAGACAUGGCCGACUCUGCCCCCACGAGCCCUCCUCAGGUGGGAGCAGUGCAAUUUAUGAUGGCAAAUAAGCUUGACACUGCAAUGUGGCUUUCUAGAUGGUUCACAGUAUACUGUUCAGCACUAUUUAUUCUUCCUGUUUUAGGCUUACAUGAAGCAGCCAGCUUUUAUCAACGUGCCUUAUUGGCAAAUGCUCUCACCAGUGCACUUCGACUCCAUCAGAGAUUACCACAUUUUCAGCUUAGCCGUGCAUUCCUAGCACAGGCUCUGCUAGAGGACAGCUGCCAUUAUCUCUUAUAUUCGCUAAUAUUUGUCAACUCCUAUCCGGUUACAAUGAGUAUUUUCCCAGUUUUGCUCUUUUCUUUGCUUCAUGCAUCAACGUACACAAAGAAAAUCUUGGAUGCUAAAGGAAUAAAUAGCAUGCCAUUUGUCCGGGGUCUUUUGAACAAACUGAAUGAAAAUCAACAAAAUAUACUGAAGUUCGUUGCUUGCAAUGAAAUCUUUUUAAUGCCGGCCACCGUUUUUAUGCUACUCAGUGGCCAAGGUAGCUUAUUGCAGCCCUUCAUCUACUACAGGUUCCUAACACUGCGCUAUUCUUCUAGAAGGAACCCAUACUGCAGGACAUUAUUCACAGAGUUGCGAAUCAUCUUGGAGCACCUUGUCAUGAAACCAGCAUGUCCAGAAUUUGUGAGAAGACUGUGUCUUAACAGCAUUGCUUUUGUAAGCAGACUUGCGCCAACUGUUGCAUAACUUAUUUUUAUUUAAAUUAUUCAAUAUGUACAUGAAUGCGCAUUAGCAGCUGGUAUUUCUGCACUCCGUAUGAGAUCUGGUGUUUUUCUAUCAUCCCCAAACUAGUGACAUCUAAAUGAGUCCAUGUGAAUAAAGCUGAACUCUAUGCCUUUUUAUAAACUACUUCUUAAGGAUUUUGUAGACUUAUCUCUGAGAACUGUUCGUAAUCAAUAAAUAUAGGUUACUUGGUAUUCCUUCUUAGCUUCGAUACAUGCCAUAUUUGAAUCCUGUACAAUUUGCAGUUUCUACUCCCAACACAUUUCCAGAAUAAAAACUCUCUUGUAUAAGCAAUCUCUGGCAGUCCAUUGACUGUGACAUAUAACUCAUAUGAUGCUUAUACUGGUGGCUGUUUUCUGCAGUCAGAUUGUCAGACAUUAUCCUUCGGCGCAUGCACUAUUGCUACAAGCAGUAUGGUUUUGUAUGACCUCCAUCCUUUAAAAAAAAUAAAAAUAAAAGCAGUUUCUAUCUAUAUAUACACAUAAAUAAACAUCAUGAAUUCAAUGUUGUCCAGGUCACAAUUCUGUAUAUUACCAUCUGACAAUAAUUUUUGAAGAUGUUUACAUUGGGAACAACGGAAAAAUAACAUAAGUGCAUUGAUAAUGUUUCACUUUCAUAUUUCUUUGAAAAAAUACAUUUGUGGGCCACUUAUUUAGGAAAUAAUAAAGAUAUUUUAUGUGCUGUUUGUAUUUAAAGACAAACAUGGUUUAACCCUAAACAAAGAGUUGUAUUUUAGGCCAAAGUCGUCAAGUGGGAGAUUUUUCUUUUUACUUUUGCAAACUACCAUUUUGGCUUCUAUCUUGCUACUCAUGUCCCAACAAACGUUUAAGAGAUAAAGGUACUCUUCUUUGUAUUGAACAUAUACUAUUCAUAUGUAUAUAUAAUAGAUUCAUUUCUAAAAUCAUUGUAGAACAUAAUGGACAGCAUUUUUGUUUUCAGAAGUGUGCGAUUUAAUGUAUUUUUUUUUAUUUCUACUUCUCAAAGUGUAAAGUUCCAUGAAAUGCAAUAAAAUUCAAACUUUCGCCAAAUGUAACAA